AUGAGUGAUCGCCGCUACUUUCAGAGUACAAAACGUGGUGAAAUCCAAGAAUUGAAAGAUGAACUACAUUCAGCCAAUAAGGAUAGGAAAAAAGAAGCAGUAAAGAAGGUAAUAGCUGCAAUGACUAUAGGUAAAGAUGUAUCGUCUUUAUUUCCAGAUGUAGUCAAUUGUAUGCAAACUGGUUGUAUUGAACUAAAGAAGUUAGUGUAUUUAUAUGUCAUUAAUUAUGCAAAAGUUCAACCAAAAUUGGCUAUUUUAGCUGUUAAUACAUUUUUCAAAGAUUCUAUGGAUCCCAAUCCAUUAAUUAGAUCACUUGCAAUAAGAACAAUGGGGUAUAUUCGUUUAGAACAAAUUACAGAAUACUUAGUAGAACCACUUAGAAGAUGUUGUAGUGAUCAAGAUCCUUAUGUCAGAAAAACAGCUGCAAUUUGUAUAGCUAAAUUAUAUGAUAUAUCUCCAAGCUUAAUGGAAGAACAAGGCUUUUUUUGCUUAUUAAAAGAAAUGUUAGCUGAUCAAAAUGCAAUGGUUGUAGCUAACACAGUUUCCAGCCUAUUAGAAAUUCAUGAAAUGUAUAUAAUUAAAAAUAGACCAAUUCCAAAAUUUGGAUAUUAUGAGGAUAAUGAAGAAGUAGAAGAUCCGGAUAUAGUUGAUCAAUCAGCAAAAAAUUUAUGUCAACUAUUACUUAAUGAAAUUGAAAAAAAACAAAUUUUAAUAGCAUUAAAUGAAUGUACAGAAUGGGGACAAAUUUAUAUUUUAGAUAUGAUAUCAGAAUGGCAAGUGAACUCUGAAGAAGAAAGUAAAUCAAUAUUAGAAAGAAUAACAUCAAGAUUAUCACAUGUAAAUCCAGCUGUAGUAUUAGCAGCAAUAAGAGCUGUUUUAAAACUUAUAUCUAAUAUUAAUAAGAAGGAUGAAAUAAUUAUAAAUACAAUGAAGAAAUUAAAACCUCCAUUAAUAACAUUAUUAACAACUUCACUACCAGAAGUUCAAUAUAUUAUAUUAAGAAAUGUUCAACUUAUAGUUCAAUUUAAUCCAUGCUUUUUACAAUCAGAAUAUAGAGUCUUUUAUUGUAAAUAUAAUGAUCCAAUUUAUAUAAAAAUAGAAAAAUUAAAUAUUUUAUUUAGAUUAGCAAACAAACAGGACUCUACUGAUCUACUUGCUGAAUUAAAGGAAUAUAGUACAGAUACAGAUAUAGAUUUUGCAAGAAAUUCCAUUAGAGUUAUUGGACGUUUAGCUAUCAAAAUUCAAGAAAUAUCUAAAGAUUGUAUUGACUUACUAAUUGAAUUAAUAACUGAAAAUUGUCAGGAUCAUAUAAUACAAGAGAGUAUUAUUUCAUUUAGAGAUAUACUUAGAUGUUAUCCUAUCUUAUUUAGUCAAAUUAUUUCUUCAAUUUGGGAUAUAUCUGAAAGAAUUAUAGAAUAUGAAUCAAGAGCUGCUUUUGUAUGGAUAAUAGGUGAAUUUUAUGAACAUAUUGAAGCUAAAUUUAAAGAAAAUUCUCUAGAUAAUUCUCAAUCAAUUUAUAUUGAAGAUUAUCUCCAAAAUUUUGUUAGUGUAUUUCUAGAAGAAAAUUUAACUGUUCAAUUACAAAUAAUUACUUGUAUUGUUAAAUGCUUUUUAAAAAGUCCUCUUAAAUAUCAACAACUUGUUACAGAUAUUCUUAAAAUAGCUACUACUCAAAUAGAAAAUCCUGAUAUAAGAGAUAAAGCCUAUAUUUAUUGGCGUUUGUUAUCUUCAAAUCCUGAAAAUACAAGGAGAGUAAUAUUAUCUCAUAAACCAACAAUUACUACUCAAUCUUUUGAUCUUGAACCUUAUUUAUUGAAAGAAUUAUUGGGACAAAUUGGAUUAACUUCAUCUGUAUAUCAUAAAAUACCAAGUUUAUUUGUUAGUGCUAAAAUUACACAAUCUAUAAAAAAUAAUAUAUCUUCUGAAGAUAUAGAUGAUUUUGGAGAUAAUGAUCUAAAUAUAAAUAAUAACAAAGUAAAUUCAAAUUUAGAAGUUCUUAAUUUAGAUUCUUGUGAAAAUAAUAACUCUCAAAAAUCAAUUACUCAAUGCCAAGAUGGAAAUUCUAAUCAUAUUGAAAAUAAUAUAACGGAAUUACUAGACUUAGAAACUACUAUAAAUACACCAAUUCAGAAGUCUAAUAUUAAUACACCAAUUAAAGAAAACAGUGAAGUUAAUAAUAAUACAGUAGAUUUAUUAUCACUUUGA
Messenger RNA from Cryptosporidium muris RN66, 2205 nucleotides. Its product is annotated as AP-2 complex beta subunit protein, putative. Gene Ontology annotation, cellular component: membrane coat. The transcript has a single exon. Gene Ontology annotation, biological process: vesicle-mediated transport; intracellular protein transport. Bases 1 to 2205 code for a protein of 734 amino acids. NCBI's taxonomy places the organism in Eukaryota, Apicomplexa, Conoidasida, Eucoccidiorida, Cryptosporidiidae. Gene Ontology annotation, molecular function: clathrin binding. The record is from RefSeq and is a predicted model, not a curated record.